Aspergillus wentii DTO 134E9 is the source of this 1188-nucleotide messenger RNA. RefSeq names its product glutathione S-transferase family protein. The record is from RefSeq and is a predicted model, not a curated record. Gene Ontology annotation, cellular component: cytoplasm. NCBI's taxonomy places the organism in Eukaryota, Fungi, Ascomycota, Eurotiomycetes, Eurotiales, Aspergillaceae. The transcript is spliced from 2 exons. Gene Ontology annotation, molecular function: glutathione binding; glutathione transferase activity. The coding region runs from base 1 to 693 and encodes 230 amino acids.
AUGCCUGAACUCACCCUCUACGGCGCGCCCACAUCAACAGCCACAUCCCGAGUCCGGCUCACCCUGGCCGAGGCAGGAUUCACAGACUAUGAGUUCAGUAUCAUCGACUUAAAAAAUGGUGACCACAAGAAACCCGAAUACCUCGCCCACAACCCAUGGGGUAAAGCGCCCGUCAUCGUCACAAAUGAUGGCCUGACUCUCUACGAAUCCCGCCCCAUAUGCAAAUAUCUAGCGGCGAGGUAUAACAUUCCCCUUCUUCCUGCUGCGGAGGAUAUCAAUGCCACGGCGUUAUUCGAGCAGGCGCAGUCGAUCGAAGCGUUGCAUUUCUCAGAACUUGCUACUAGCGUGUCGAUUGAAAUGAUGAUUAAGCCGCGUUUCGGGGGUACGACUGAUCGCUCAGUGGUGGAGGCUACGAGGAAGAAAGUAGGGGAGUUUUUAGAUGUUGCUGAUUCCAGAAUCCUGGCUGGGCAGGAGUAUAUGGCUGGCUCUUCGUUCAGUCUUGUUGAUAUUUACUAUAUUCCCUGCGUGGAACGAUUGAUGGCGUGUGGGUUUGAGGAUUUAUUCAUGAGUCGGGAGAAUGUCAAGGCUUGGUGGGAGAGAUGUGUUGCUCGGCCUGCUGUGCGGGCCUUCCUGGAUGAGGAGGAUUUGCAGGGUCUUCGGAAGCAGUUGCGGGGUCGAUCGGAAUGUUUAUAAGCCUUUUUAUUUGAACUUGCAUGUGAUAGUCAUUUUUGAUUAACGAUUAUUCCGUCUCGAAAUUAAAUAAACCGUCAUCCCACGCAAAUUCAAGUUGAUUCAGUUCGCCUAAAGCGCCCAAGCCCGCUAUAUCAUCUGCUUCAUUACCAAAGUCGGAGAAAGGGUUGAACUGCUCUUGAAGGAAAGACGGCGCUUGUUGCUGUGUUGGUGGAAUUGGCGUCGGUGUAUAGUCGUGAAAGAGCUGCUUCGUACGACUGCACAAUGACUCGAUAAACUCAAUCGUUGUUGAGAGUGUAGUAUGGUCGAUUUCCCGAGCCGGGCUUGUAUCCAUUUGCACGAGUUCUGUCUUUUGAGCAUUCAAAAGCUCAAUUGCUGCCCCCGUCACCUUCUCCAGCGAGAUAUUGAUGUCAAGCAUGGAUGGUAAGGAAGACACACGAGAGACCCAUUGAUGGUAGAAACAUACCAAGGCGGACUGAAAAGCCAACGAUUCUCUGU